AUGGUAGGAACCCGGCGGUCGGCGCAGAAAGCGUCUCAGAAAAGUGAAGCACCAGCGGCCGUCAUAGAGCUUUCAUCCGAUUCGGAGCCUGAGGCGCCAGAGGUAGAGGUGGAGGACACAGUGAAGGAUGAGGUACCGGAACCGGCCGUCGAUAUCUCAGACGUCGCUGAGCAACCACUACUGAGGGCAGCCGGCAUCAAAUAUAAGAUCGACAAGCCUGAGGAGGACGAGCUGCCACACGACCAGGAUCAGAACUCGCCCUCAUCUAAGUUGGCGGUGCGGGUUAGAGAUACACCAUCCGCUAAGCACAGACAUGUCAGCAUAGAGAUUCCACUACCCACCUCAUCAGCGCUGCGGCGGAGGAAGGCCGUGGCCGAGGACACAGCAGGGAAGGAGGGGAAUGAAGAGGUUCUCAACACACCAAGCGUGGGGAAACGCAUCACUUUCGAUGACAGUGAUCACGAUGAGUUCGUCACACCGAGAGAAGCCCCUUCAAGGGACCCUAUGGAGAGCAGCAUUCCCAGGCCAGCGUCCAAGCCGGAGGCUGCGGACGCACCUGGGCAAGACGAUGACGAGGAUGAGGCCGAGGACAGCGAUGACGAUGCACCGCCGGAGGCCAUUUCCACACACGCCGCUCAAGAAGAGACUUUGAAAGCCGCAGAAGCUGCUGCGAAAGCGGCUGAGCAACAAGCCGCCGCAUUAAAGCGGAAACGACAGGAGCGUGCUGCAUUCUUCAAUCAACAAGCUGAGGAGCGGAAACGGGCCGAGCAACAGGCUAGGCAAAGGAGGGGCUCUGACGAUGCCUCGCCUAGCGCUGAGGACGCCACGCCAGAGACCGAGAAGAGGAAAGAAGCACCUAAGCUCCUCCCUCUUGAACUGCUUGAGUCGGACGAUGAGGACGACGUCUCUCAGGAACUCGGCUCCACUGGCCAUCUGAAGCACAAGCGAAGGAAACUGGGAGCCGUGGAGCAGACCUUGCUCCGUGACCCCAAGCUUCCAAAGGAUAAAAGAGUAGGAUCGACCGCGUACCGGGUCGUGAAAGGCACCGGCGACUCGAGGUUAGCGCCCAAGGUGAAGAAGCAGGCGGUCAACCUAAGGGAGACGCUCCUAAGGAGAGACCGGGUAGCAAAGCCAAGAGGUGGCUUUUUCGCCGUGAAACGCUAG
Chaetomium strumarium is the source of this 1164-nucleotide messenger RNA. RefSeq lists its product as uncharacterized. NCBI's taxonomy places the organism in Eukaryota, Fungi, Ascomycota, Sordariomycetes, Sordariales, Chaetomiaceae. The transcript is spliced from 2 exons. The record is from RefSeq and is a predicted model, not a curated record. Gene Ontology annotation, molecular function: snoRNA binding. Gene Ontology annotation, biological process: rRNA processing. The coding region runs from base 1 to 1164 and encodes 387 amino acids.